AUGGGUCACCUGGGCCGGUUUUGUCUCUCCUGCCUGCUAGCUUGCUGGAUCGGCAUCUGCAAAGCCCAGGAAGCCGCCUACUUUCAAGAGAGCCCCUCGAAUCUGACCUCCUCUUUGGGCAAAGACGUCAAGCUCUUGUGUUCGGUCCUCGCCUUUGAGGAGCCCCCCGAGAUCAGCUGGCUGAGAGACGGCGCGCCCCUGGAGCUGGCCGACAGCAACCAAGUGCAGGUGCCCCUGGAAGAUGAUGAGUGGAUGACCACCAGCGUCCUGAGCAUCCCUUCCGUGCAGCUCUUGGACAUUGGGAACUACCAGUGUGUUGCCUGGGUCAAUGGCUCCGAAGUCUUCUCCGAGGAGGCCUACCUGCAGCUGGAAGGUUCAGGUCUCCCGUUUUUCACGGAGGAGCCGCAGGAUCUGGAGAUCACGGCCAAUACCCCAUUCAACCUCAGCUGCUGGGCCCACGGGCCGCCGGAACCGGUGCUGGUGAUCUGGCUGCAGGACAGCAUCCCCCUCCACUCCUUGGCGGAGCCGCUGGCCCGGACCCCUUCCGUGCUGGUUUUGCAAGGUCUGAACCACAGCGCCUCCUUCUCCUGUGAAGCCCAUAAUGCUAAAGGCGUGAGCACAUCUCGGACUGCGGCGGUGAGAGUGAUACCUGGGCGCCCACGGGCCUUAUCUCUCGUGCAUCGCACGGACCGCACCUUGGAGGUGGCGUGGGAACCAGGCCCCAGUGGUGCUUAUGCACUGGAGGUCUGUACCAUCCAGGCGGUGCGCUCGGAUGAGGACCUCAGCACGGUGUCCGACAGGGAGCUGUACAACCAGAACCUGCGCGUGCCCGCCUUCCACCACACCCUGGCCGGCCUCGCCCCGUUCACCACCUACCACGUGCGGGUGGCCUGCCGCUCCAAGGAGGGCAACUCCCCGUGGACGCACUGGGUGGCCAUGGACACUCUGGAAGGAGUGCCCGCCGGCGCCCCCGAAAGCAUCACGGCCAUCCAGAACGGCAGCUGCACCAUCAUCCAGUGGAGGAAGCCCCAGGGUAGCAUCAACGGCAUCAUCCGUGGCUACAAGCUGGUGUGCCAGAGCGGCGACCUGCCCGAGGUCGUCGUGGACGUGGGACUGACGAACGAGACAGUCUUGACACUGAAUUCGACAGUGCGCAACCUGACCGUCCGAGUCGCAGCCUACACGGGUGCCGGCGACGGUCCCUGGAGCGAGGCCAUCCUGGUGUCGUCCGCAGGUUCUGGUGAAAAUCUGCCAGAACCCCAGCCAGUAGGACUUUCUACCUCCACCUUUUCCUGGCACUGGUGGUACGUGGCGAUUGCGGUCGCCACUGCUUUUGCAGCCGCCAUCUUCAUCACCGUCUUCGUGGCACAGAUGAGGAGGAAGGAAACCCGUUAUGGGGAGGCCUUUGAGCCCAGCAUGGAGCAGGGCGAGCUCGUGGUUCACUACCGUGUCCGGAAAUCCUAUAGCCGCCGUACCACGGAAGCCACGCUAAACAGUCUGGGCAUUAGCGAGGAACUGAAAGAGAAACUCCGAGAUGUAAUGAUUGACCGCCACAAGGUGGCGCUUGGGAAAACACUCGGGGAAGGAGAAUUUGGCUCCGUCAUGGAGGGGCAGCUCAGCCAAGACGGGGCAGCGCUGAAGGUCGCCGUCAAGACCAUGAAAAUCGCCAUCUGCACGCGCAGCGAGAUGGAGGACUUCCUGAGCGAGGCCGUCUGCAUGAAGGACUUCGACCACCCCAACGUCAUGAAGCUGAUCGGAGUCUGUCUCCAGAACACGGAGAGCGAAGGGUACCCCUCCCCGGUUGUCAUCCUGCCCUUCAUGAAACACGGCGACCUGCACAGCUUCCUGCUUUACUCGAGACUCGGGGAGAGCCCCGUGUACCUGCCCACCCAGACGCUGGUCAAGUUCAUGACAGACAUUGCUAGCGGGAUGGAGUACCUCAGCAGCAAGAACUUCAUCCACCGGGACCUGGCCGCCCGGAACUGCAUGCUGAACGAGAGCAUGACGGCCUGCGUGGCGGACUUCGGCCUCUCGAAGAAGAUCUACAACGGCGACUAUUACCGGCAGGGCCGCAUCUCCAAGAUGCCGGUCAAGUGGAUUGCCAUCGAGAGCCUGGCGGAUCGCGUGUACACCAUCAAGAGUGAUGUGUGGUCCUUUGGCGUCACCAUGUGGGAGAUCGCCACACGAGGGCAGACGCCGUACCCAGGUGUGGAGAACAGUGAGAUUUACGACUACCUGCGCCAAGGCAACCGCCUGAAACAGCCAAUCGACUGCCUGGAUGGCCUGUACGAACUGAUGCUGAGCUGCUGGACUCUCAACCCACGUGACCGUCCCAGCUUUGAGAUCCUGCACCAGCAGCUGGAGAAGAUCCUGAAGGCCCUCCCACCGGCCAAGGAACCGGAGGAGAUCCUUUAUGUCAACAUGGAUGACCGGGUGGCCCCGGGGGAGGCCGAGCUGGGAGCCGUGGGGGGUUUGGGGCCUGAGGAGGGUCCAGCCAAGGAGAGCCAGUCGUUCAAGGCCGUGGUGACGGCCGCCGAGGUCCAUCAGCCCCAGGCGAUGGGCCGCUAUGUCAUGUGCCCCACCCCGCUGGAGAGCAGCCAGCUCCUGGCCGAGCCCCUCAGCUGUGCUGCGACGGAAGAAGGGGCUUGAAUGGGGUUGGGCGAGGGAGGGCAACUUACCGGGGUGGGGGGCAAGGGGGGGCAAGCCACCCUGCAGGUACUUGGGUUGGGAGGCUGCGUCCCUGACGGGCGGGGAUCCGCUGGAUGCCCCACGAGCUGAGACGCAGGGACACAGCCUCUCCGCGAUGAGCCAGCCGCUUCUUCCGUUUCAGCUGCCCUUCCCCUGCUCCGGCCCUCCUGCGUAUGGAGGGGAGUGGCCUGAUCGGUCCUGGAAGGCCUCCCGUGCCCCCCAGGCCCCUCUCUCGGUACGUGUAGCAGCCCCCCUGUUGCCUAUGUAAGGCAAAGUCAUCUUCGAGACUCCAGAAUGCCGGGACUGGAGAUGUGGACAAGUCCUUCUUAGGUUACAGGAGGGAGGUUGGCAAUGAAGCUGAUGGAGCGGAGGCUGCCCUUUUCCCCUCUCUGGAUUAAAGGGAAUUUGGCUAUUUAAUCUCCAAUCUCUCCUGCCUCCCCACCCAAAUCCGUGGUCUAAUUUU
Molecule: messenger RNA, 3151 nt
Organism: Varanus komodoensis (Komodo dragon)
Lineage: Eukaryota; Metazoa; Chordata; Lepidosauria; Squamata; Varanidae
Gene: AXL
Product: AXL receptor tyrosine kinase
Exons: 21
Coding region: 1-2649 (882 amino acids)
Biological process (GO): positive regulation of kinase activity; multicellular organism development; cell surface receptor protein tyrosine kinase signaling pathway
Cellular component (GO): signaling receptor complex
Molecular function (GO): ATP binding; protein binding; transmembrane receptor protein tyrosine kinase activity
Source: RefSeq, a predicted model, not a curated record